AUGGAGAAAAGUCGUUUAUACCACUGCGAUGUGUGUUCGUCCGAUUGUACCAAUCGUAUAAGGAUCAAAUGUGCUAUAUGCACAGACUACGAUCUCUGUGUGCCUUGCUUUGCUUCAGGGUCUGCCACCCUAGAUCAUAAGCCAUGGCACGAUUAUCAGAUUAUUGAGCAAAACACAUACCCAAUCUUUGACGCGGAUUGGGGAGCUGACGAGGAACUACUUCUCAUACAAGGAUGUGAAACAUUUGGACUUGGUAAUUGGCAAGAUAUAGCGGAUCACAUUGGUAAUAGAUCAAAGGAGGAGGUGGAGAAGCACUACAACGCGGUGUAUCUUGAUUCAAAUCUGUAUCCUCUUCCUAAAAUGGACGAGGAUUUCUCUGAUAUUCUGGCUCACGACUUCUUGCUGAAAAGGAAGCAUCGCUUGGAAGAACGUAAGAACAUGCCCCUUCCCCCACCGAAAAUCAAACCUAGCGCCUCUGUUCCCCUUUGCCACGAGAUUCAGGGAUACAUGCCUGGUCGUUUGGAGUUUGAUCAUGAGGCUGAAAAUGAAGCUGAAGUGCCCGUGAAAGAUAUGAUAUUUGACCCCGAUGAUCUGGCAGGAGACAUCGACCUCAAACUUACUGUGUUAGACAUUUACAACUCACGCCUUACUACGCGUGCUGAAAAGAAGCGUGUACUUAUUGCAAACAAUUUGCUAGAAUACCGCAAGAAUAUCGCUAAUGAUAAGCGAAAGCUGAAAGAGGAGAAGGAGUUUUUGCGUAAGAUUAACGCAUACAUACGUAUCAUGACGCCACAGGAUUUCGAAGCUUUUUCUGCAGAUUUAUUGACAGAGCUCCGAUGCCGUUUGCGUAUUCAGCAACUUCAAAAUUGGCGUCGCAACGGUAUUACGACACAAGAAGACGGUCUCAAGUAUGAAAAAGACAAACUCAUUCGCCAGGCUCAUUACCAACGGAUGGGAAACGGGUCCGGCCUCGCAUCACGUACCAUGGCUUCGCAGUCCUUGUCCAACGGCGUAAGAAAAGUCUCUACUCCACAGCCAGACUACAAACCAAAACUCAAUCUCAGUAACUCGCGUGCGCCUCUAGAUAUCUCUCACGCAACAGACUUUGAACUACUUUCACCCGAGGAGAAGCAACUUUGUUCCACACUCCGUGUCCUUCCUAAGCCGUACUUGGCCAUCAAGAACCAACUCAUGAAAGAGGCGGUUCGUGGCAAUGGCCAACUUAAGAAAAAAGAUGCCCGGCAGUUUCUUAAAAUUGACGUCAAUAAGGCCUCCAAGAUCUACGAGUUCUUUGUCCUGAUGGGUUGGUGCAAUCCUGGCUGA
Molecule: messenger RNA, 1323 nt
Organism: Australozyma saopauloensis
Lineage: Eukaryota; Fungi; Ascomycota; Pichiomycetes; Serinales; Metschnikowiaceae
Gene: ADA2
Product: chromatin-binding transcription regulator
Exons: 1
Coding region: 1-1323 (440 amino acids)
Biological process (GO): chromatin remodeling; regulation of transcription by RNA polymerase II
Cellular component (GO): nucleus; SAGA-type complex
Molecular function (GO): zinc ion binding; chromatin binding; protein binding
Source: RefSeq, a predicted model, not a curated record